This is a messenger RNA of Sorex fumeus (smoky shrew), 3144 nucleotides long. RefSeq names its product early growth response 1 (gene EGR1). Gene Ontology annotation, biological process: regulation of transcription by RNA polymerase II. The coding region runs from base 272 to 1918 and encodes 548 amino acids. Lineage: Eukaryota; Metazoa; Chordata; Mammalia; Eulipotyphla; Soricidae. The transcript is spliced from 2 exons. Gene Ontology annotation, molecular function: DNA-binding transcription factor activity, RNA polymerase II-specific; RNA polymerase II cis-regulatory region sequence-specific DNA binding. The record is from RefSeq and is a predicted model, not a curated record.
GCCGCCGCCGACGCCGCCGCCGCCGCCGCCAGCCGCCGCCAGCCGCCGCCAGCGCAGGAGCGGCCCCUGCCCCAGCCUCGGUAGCAACGCCGCGUCCUCACCGGCCGGCGGCGCGGGCGAGCCCGGGCACCCCACCUGCGCUCGCCACACUGUUCCCCGCGCCCCGCAUGUGACCCGGCCAGGGCCCCCCAGAGUGUGUCCCCAAAGAAGCUGCGGCCCCGGGGCUGCGCCCACCCGCCCCAACAUCCGCUCUCCAGCCCGCCGAUCCGGGAUGGCUGCAGCCAAGGCCGAGAUGCAGCUGAUGUCCCCACUGCAGAUUUCCGACCCGUUCGGCUCCUUUCCCCACUCGCCCACCAUGGACAACUACCCUAAACUGGAGGAGAUGAUGCUAUUGAGCAACGGCACUCCCCAGUUCCUCGGGGCCCCGGGGGCUCCCGAGGGCAGCGCCGGGAACAGCAACAGCAGCAGCAGCAGCAGCAGCAGCGGGGGCAGUGGAGGUGCAGGUGGCGGCGGCAGCAGUAGCAGCAGCGGCAGCAGCGCCUUUAACCCUCAGGGGGAGGCCGGCGAGCAGCCCUACGAGCACCUGACUGCAGAGUCCUUUCCUGACAUCGCUCUGAAUAAUGAGAAGGUGCUGGUGGAGACGAGCUACCCCAGCCAAACCACCCGGCUGCCGCCUAUCACCUACACUGGUCGCUUCUCGCUGGAGCCCGCCCCCAACAGUGGCAAUCCCCUGUGGCCGGAGCCCCUCUUCAGCCUGGUCAGUGGCCUGGUGAGCAUGACCAACCCACCGGCCUCCUCCUCCUCAGCACCGUCGCCAGCGGCCUCUUCGUCUUCCUCCGCCUCGCAGAGCCCAGCGCUGAGCUGUGGGGUGCAGUCCAGCGACAGCAGUCCCAUCUACUCAGCGGCACCCACUUUCCCCACGCCGAACACUGACCUCUUCCCGGAGCCCCAGAGCCAGGCCUUUCCUGGCUCCGCCAGUACUGCCCUCCAGUAUCCGCCUCCAGCCUACCCUACCUCCAAGGGUGGCUUCCAGGUCCCCAUGAUCCCUGACUACCUGUUUCCACAACAGCAGGGGGACCUGGGCCUGGGCACCCCCGACCAGAAGCCCUUCCAGGGCCUGGAGAGCCGCACCCAGCAGCCUUCGCUCACUCCGCUCUCCACCAUCAAGGCCUUUGCCACACAGUCGGGCUCUCAGGACCUGAAGGCGCUCAACACCUCCUACCAGUCCCAGCUCAUCAAGCCCAGCCGCAUGCGCAAGUACCCCAAUAGGCCCAGCAAGACCCCCCCUCACGAACGCCCCUAUGCCUGCCCCGUGGAAUCCUGUGACCGGCGCUUCUCCCGCUCAGAUGAGCUCACACGUCACAUUCGCAUCCACACAGGCCAGAAGCCCUUCCAGUGUCGGAUCUGCAUGCGCAACUUCAGCCGGAGCGACCACCUCACCACGCACAUCCGCACCCACACAGGCGAGAAGCCCUUCGCCUGUGACAUCUGUGGGAGAAAAUUUGCCAGGAGUGAUGAGCGCAAGAGGCACACCAAGAUCCAUUUGCGACAGAAGGACAAAAAGGCAGACAAGGGGGUCGUGGCCUCUUCUGCCGCCUCCUCCCUUUCUUCCUACCCGUCCCCCGUGGCUACCUCCUACCCGUCCCCCGUGGCUACCUCGUACCCAUCCCCAGCCGCCACCUCCUACCCUUCCCCUGUGCCCUCUUACCCCUCUCCUGGCUCUUCCACCUACCCGUCUCCCGUCCACAGCGGCUUCCCCUCGCCCUCGGUGGCUACCACCUACACGGCAGUGCCACCGGCCUUCCCAGCCCAAGUCAGCAGCUUCCCGUCCUCAGCCGUCACCAACUCUUUCAGCGCCUCCACAGGUCUCUCGGACAUGACAACAACCUUUUCUCCCAGGACAAUUGAAAUUUGCUAAAGAGAAAGAGGGCAAAAUGGAAAAGGGAGAGAAGGAAACACAGAGACUUGAAGGACAGGAGGAGGAGAUGGCCAUGGGCGGGUUCCUCUUCUGUCGGAUGGAGGUUCUCAGCCAAAUCCUCCCCAGAGCCCAAAUGGAAGGACUCUUGGCCAACAGUCCUUUCCAUCCACUCCCUCUUACCCCCUACUUCCCAAUCUCUUUGAAUUCAGCUGCCUGAAACAGCCAUGUCCAAGUUCUUCGCCUCUAUCCAAAGAACUUGAUUUGCAUGGAUUUUGAAUAUAUCUUUUCAGUAUCAUCUCCAUUGUAUGCCUGACCCUUUGCUCCCUUCGAUGCUAGAAAAUUCAGUUGGCAAAAUGGGGUCUGGGCCCCUCAGAGCCCAGCCCUGUACCCUUGUACAGUGUCUGUGCCAUGGAUUUCGUUAUUCCUUGGGGUACUCUUGAUGUGACAAUAAUUUGCAUAUUCUCUUGUAUUAUUUGGAGUUAGGUCCUCACUUUGGGGGGGAGGGUAAAAAAAAAAAAAAGAAAAGCCAAGCAAACCAAUGAUGAUCCUUUACUUUGUGAUGAUGCUGUGACAAUUAAGUUUGAAGCUUCUUUUGAAACAGCAGUCCUUGGUAUUAAUCAGCAUGUGUCAGAGUGACGUUCCGUUAACCUUUUUGUAAAUACUGCCCGACUGUACUCUCACAUGUGGCAAAAUAUGGUUUGGUUUUUCUUUUUUUUGGGAAAGUGUUGUUUUUUUUAUUUUUUUGGUCCUCUUGGUUUAAAAAGUUUCACGUCUUGGUGCCUUUUGUGUGAUGCGCCUUGCAGAUGGCUUGACAUGUGCAAUUGGGAGGGAUGGGCUCACCUCUCGCCUUAAGGGGGGCAGGGAGUGAAGAUGUGGGGCGACUUUGGGAGCAGACUAAAGAAGAGGGCUGAGCUGAGCCUCGGGUCUCCAGAAUGUAAGAAAACAAAAUUUAAAAAAUCUGAAUUCUCAAAGGUCUAUUUUUUUAACUGAAAAUGUAAAUUUAUAAAUAUAUUCAGGAGUUGGAAUGUUGCAGUUACCUACUGAGUAGGCAGCGUUUUUUGUAUGUUAUGAACAUGCAGUUCAUUAUUUUGUGGUCUUAUUUUACUUUGUACUUGUGUUUGCUUAAACAAAAUGACUGUUUGGCUUAUAAACACAUUGAAUGCGCUUUAUUGCCCAUGGGAUAUGUGGUGUAUAUCCUUCAGAAAAAUUAAACGGCAAAUAAACUA